Messenger RNA from Spodoptera exigua (beet armyworm), 1612 nucleotides. The record is from the annotation of a GenBank genome assembly. Lineage: Eukaryota; Metazoa; Arthropoda; Insecta; Lepidoptera; Noctuidae.
AUGCAGCGAUUCGAAGAUCAAGUGAAGGGAGCGUUAAGUGACGAGUUAAAAGCUAAAGAUGAAGCUCAAAACAAGAAGACAUGUGAAAAUAUUAUAUUAUUGCUACAAGAAAAUAGAAAGACUCUGGAUAAUCUUUUAGAUAAGUUACUCAAAUCAUCGUCAAUCUCUCCGAAUAGUCGAAAGUAUUUGAAACUGUUGCAAAUCAAUGCUAGCUUGCAUUACGAAAACACUCAAUUAAAAAUAUAUUUAUCAUCUAACCAAGAUCGUACCAAGAAUGUAACACAGGAACCCUCUGACAAAUACCGUCCGAUUACUAAACAAACUACUUCUGGAACCAAGUCGGAGGAGAAAAUGAACCGUCUUUCCAUAAAUUCAACGAUGAAAUUGUUAAACGCUCAUGAAUUUGAAGGUCUUAAGAGUUUCAAGUAUAUUCACAGAUCUUUUUCGCCAAAUGUUCGAGGUGUAACACUAUCGGCGUCACAUCAGUCGGAGACAUGGGACCCAGAGGCCAAGGCUGAUUACCCUCGUAGCAACAAGCUGCUUAUACGUCAAGCACUCUUGGGCCCAGACGCUAAGCCAGAUGAACUUAAUGUUGUUGAGGUGGAAACAAUGUCGCUUCAAGAGUCUGUCAAGAUCCCAGUAGCAGUGCUGAAAGUUGGAGAGGCAAGGCAUGCACGUUUGGAUAUUGAAUUCCCAGAUGCCCCAGUCACUUUCACUCUUAUACAGGGAUCAGGGCCAGUGCAUUUGAUUGGCCAGCACCUACUUGGUGCCCUUGUGGAAGAGUUUGAAGACAUGGAGGAAAUGGAAGAAGAAAUGUUGGAUGAAGAGGAAGGGGAUGAUUCUCAAUUCAAGGAAGAUGAGAAUAAAAGGAAAGCAUCAGCAGGAAAGCGCAAGACCAAUGAGGAUGAGGAUGAUGAAGAAGGUGAGCCCAAAGGUAAAAAAGCGAAAAUGUCAAACAAUGCUAAAGGCAAGGCUCCAUCGCCCAAGAAGAACGCCAAGAAGUGAACCGCCUGCCGCGCCCGCCCCGUUGGCUUGCGCCCGUUCGCUCUUUGAUGCGCCGCACGCACCCGAAAUUCGUCAAACAGACCAAUUCCAUUAAAGACUGACUACAACCUCGAUCAUUUAAUUUUAGGUAUAUCGUACCUAGUGUAAUUAUAAAAAUAUUUUGGAUUACUUGAGUAGUACAGGCCAGUUGUAGGCAGUGCGGCAUGACAUGAGCUGAGCGGGCGCAGCUGGCGGCCAGCGUAUCUCUUAGUUGUACGUCAUAGUGUGGUAAUUCAGUCUAGGUUAGCAUUGUAUCGACUUGAGCGUGUCUGGAUGAGUGGAAGUGUGAGUAUUUGUACGUGAUAGUUAUUUACUGGUCGAGGUAUCUGCAAACUAAUCGAUCCGAUCCUGCGUGGUUACCGACGAUCGAAUGUGAUUUCUUCACUAUUUUUUUUUUAAUUUUUCUAAUCUAAAUUUUCAUUCCUUACUGUGGUAUAGUGUUAUGGAUGUCAAAUUUAAUAUUAAAGUAAGUCUUAAAUUCACAGAUGUAUUUUUAAGUUAAGACAUUAAGCAUAAUCAGUGUACUUUUAAGACAUUGAUCAUUUUGUAUGAAGUAGCUACCGGUCGA